AUGCCGCGACGCCGGGAGACCAAGGUGCUGCUGUCGCUGGAGGAGGUGCGCGCGGCCUUCGAGCAGCAGAACGCGCUGGCGGUCAAGGACGCGCUGGGCGUGAUCCACGAGGCGCAGUUCCUCAUGGGCCUGGAGCCCAACGUGGUGGCCGUGCCGCAGCGAGCUUCAACUUACGUGUUCGGAGACAUCCACGGCCAGUUCUUCGACCUGAUGCAGCUGAUGGACGCGGCCGGCGUGGCCGAACUCCAGGAGCGCGACGUGCAGCUGCUCUUCCUGGGCGACUACGUGGAUCGCGGCGCCUUCUCCUGCGAAGUCAUGCUCUACCUGCUGCUGCUGAAGAUACGGUUUCCUGACAAAGUGGUGCUGCUACGCGGUAAUCACGAAUGCGAGUCCAUCUCCUCUUUCUACGGGUUCCGCAACGAGUGUCGAGUCAAGUAUGGCAUUUCGGCGUACUACCAUUUCCUCUCCUGCUUCCAGUCGAUGCCAGUGGCUGCGUUGUCACCCACCCCUCGAGGCAACAUCCUCUGUGUGCAUGGGGGGAUUUCACCUGAAUUGAAGACUAUUGAGGACAUUCAAGCCAUUGAUCGACGUCGAGAAAUCCCUACCACUGGACUAUUAUGCGACUUGCUGUGGGCGGACCCUCUCACACACGCGGACGAAGUGGACACUCAGGCGUCAUGGCAACCCAAUCAGGCACGGGGUUGCUCGUACUAUUUCAAUGCGGCGGCAAUGUUCGAGUUCUUGGCCAACAACCAACUGAUCUCAAUGCUGCGAGCGCACGAGUACGAGGACGAGGGUUUCAUGUUUCACUUCAACUCGGAGGAGUUUCGGACUCUCGACACUCGACAGGACAAGUCCAUGCCACCACUGAUCACUGUCUUCUCAGCACCAAACUACUGCGACAGCUACGGAAAUAUGGCUGGCUACUUGGUCUUUCGCAAUGACCCAUUUUCGUGGAAAACACAGCAAGUAAAGACGGUGGGGCAUCCAGCUCCACCGAUUGCGAGCUCUGAGAGGGGGUCGGAUAUGUGGCGCCUAUUUAACCAAACACUGCCGUUCCUACCAGCCAGCAAGGAGUUUUUCGAGGAAGUGUUGUGGCUGUCGGAUGGACAGAAGGCAGACAAGAAUGCCGUAAAUCGACGUCGGCGCUUGACAAGUGAAAUGCACCCGCAAGCUAUUCGAAGAGUACUCGACGAUGAAGUGCAAAAGUGGGAGUUGGUCGAGGACAAGUCGACGCAUGCGUCGGGCCAUGAUUCGCCUCCGCGAAUUGUUCGCAGACCGUCCUUGUCCAACAUGGAUGAGGCACAGGAGGGAGAAGACGGCCGACCCAGUCUCCUCACCAACCAAGAACUUGAUACGGUCAAGCUCAUGUUCUCGUUGAUGGACACGGACGGCAGCUUAGAGCUGAGCUCUACCAAGGUAUCGCAGUUUAUCCUGAAUAUUCUCGGCGAGAAGAUAAGCGUUGCGGAUGCUGAUCGAUAUCUUGACGCUCUGGAUUACGACCGCAAUGGAGUAGUGGACUUUGCGGAUAUUCUUUCGUGGGUCGCAGUUAUGAAGGCGAACCACAACAAGCACAAGUCCAGCCGUAUUCUCAGUUGGUCAGCCGUGCAGAAUUGGGUCCGCUUGUUGACGCGCUACAUCGAUUUCAGCAAGGUCUGCUUGUGGCUAGCGUUUGGCUGCUUACUGCGGGAUAUCAUCGUUCCGAAGCAGCGAAAAGUGAUCAAGUCGUCCUCCAUCCGACUGCUUGGCGCAGCUUCGCUUGUUUUGUACGUCCUGGACCUCCUUUCGGGAGGGAAUAUCGGUCGGAAGCGUCAAUUGCUAUUGUUACAAGAAGCUGUCGGCGUGAUCAAGCAGAGAGUCCUAUCCUGGUGCCAACAGUAG
Phytophthora sojae is the source of this 1881-nucleotide messenger RNA. RefSeq lists its product as hypothetical. Gene Ontology annotation, cellular component: calcineurin complex; cytoplasm. The transcript has 9 exons. Gene Ontology annotation, molecular function: calcium ion binding; calmodulin binding; calmodulin-dependent protein phosphatase activity. The coding region runs from base 1 to 1881 and encodes 626 amino acids. Gene Ontology annotation, biological process: calcineurin-mediated signaling. NCBI's taxonomy places the organism in Eukaryota, Oomycota, Peronosporomycetes, Peronosporales, Peronosporaceae. The record is from RefSeq and is a predicted model, not a curated record.